UCACACAAGACUGCUGUGGGUGAGGGGAACACAAGCACCUCGCAGGAGCACUGGCUGUCCACCAUUUUCCGUGUUCGCACACAUGGGUACUUUGAAUCCCUCAUUCUGCACCACCAACAUGGAGACAUCCGGCACAACUUUCCUACCCAUAUUUGGCCUUGGCUCAAUGGCACAGUCUGCGGGACUAGUAGAGAUUGCGGUCAGGCUGUGUUUGAACCAACGUAAACAAUUGUGUCCACAUGUUUGGGUGCCCAUCCUGAAACCUCUGCGACCUUGCAUCCGCUCUGCACUACCAAAACACGAGUCAUCUGUCAUCCUGAGCCAAGUCAGCUCAAGUUUCCUUGAGGAUUUGGAUUUUGAUGACGAUGACGUUGUGGCCCCAAUCAAGAACAAGCAUGUGGUUUUCGCUGACUCCAAGGGGCGCUCUCUGGCAGAUGUUCGAGUCUUUUCCGACGAAGAAGACCAUUCCGACCUGGAGCCCCUGCCGUCCCUCCAGGGUCUUGUCAGUACGACAGAAGCCGGUUACAGCUGCACGGUCAGCACCUGCUGCCCAGGAACACAGCUCACGCUUGGCUUUCCACAGCCCUCAGCUAAUUUCCAAGCCUUUCGUGCCAAGCUUGCUGAGAACAUGGUCAUCUUGGAGAACUGCACGGUCACUGAGCAAGCCCUCAGAGGCACCGUCCGAGUCCAAAACAUCAGCUUCCAAAAAGAUGUGUGUGUGCGUAUCACCUUUGACUCCUGGCAGAGUUACAGAGAUGAGCCUUGCACGCACCUGCAGCAACGCUUUGGAGGGCCACAAACCGACAUCUUUGAGUUUGACAUAGACAUUCCAAAAGUGCUUGAUGCAAAGAGGAAGAUUGAAUUCUGCUUAAGAUAUUCACCAGGUGGGCAGAGUAAUACUUUUUGGGACAACAACAAUGGGCAGAACUACGCAAUUGAUGUGUGUGUGAGCUCACAUCUUUGUCACAGAUAGGGAGGUUGAAAAAUGUAAUUGCAGCUAAUUUUAUGUAAAGCAGAAACCAUUUGAAAUGAUUCUUUUGUUUUAAUGAGUGUUGUGCUUCUCUCUGUCUUUGCUGUAUUAUAAUAAUAAAAGAACUCAUCGUUAGUUUUCACUGGACACCAGUCUUUUAUUUGUGUGUCGACACUACACACUUCAUUUUUUGUUUUAUUAAACUCAUUCAUCACUGUUGUAUAACGGAGAGUGUGGGAUUUCUUUUACUUUGGGCAUCUCUGGGAUUCACAAAUAGGUCACAGAUUAUCGUCAGGGACAAAUCCAGGCCCCGAAGCGGGAUACAGGCUAAUCUUAGCUCAGGCCUGUUGAAGUAAACUGAAGUAAACUCUGACUGAUGAUAACAGGGGACUUUACGAACCCAUUGUUCUUAUCACAUCUGUAAUUGG
Corythoichthys intestinalis (scribbled pipefish) is the source of this 1398-nucleotide messenger RNA. It is a transcript of the gene ppp1r3c2b, whose product is annotated as protein phosphatase 1 regulatory subunit 3C2, duplicate b. Gene Ontology annotation, biological process: regulation of glycogen biosynthetic process. Lineage: Eukaryota; Metazoa; Chordata; Actinopteri; Syngnathiformes; Syngnathidae. Bases 83 to 973 code for a protein of 296 amino acids. The record is from RefSeq and is a predicted model, not a curated record. Gene Ontology annotation, cellular component: protein phosphatase type 1 complex. Gene Ontology annotation, molecular function: protein phosphatase 1 binding; glycogen binding. The transcript is spliced from 3 exons.